AUGCGCCUCUCAACCAUCCUCCCUCUCGCCUCCGCGGCGAUUCUCGCCUCGUCUGCCGUAGCGCGCCCCGUUUCCUACAUCGCCUUCCGCGACGACGCUGACCUUGCGGAGCGGGCUCUUGGCGAUCUGCAGGUACUCUUCGAUCGGGGUUACUUUGGCGAACAGCUAUCCGUACGCACGGAAGGCCCUCCACACCCAGGAACGUUCCCCCAACGGGGUGCUCACCGUGGCAUGGAUGGGCUGAAAGCUCACACAGCAGAGCGCGAAGACUGGCACGAGCGCGCUAGGGCGCAUGAGGCCGGACAAAAGGCGGCUAAGAAGGCGGCGAAGGCGGCUGCGAAGGCGGCUAAGAAGGGGGGUAGCCAGCCUGCCGGUGCGCAGGGGGUUAGCCAGCCUGCAAGUGCACAGGGGAGUAGCCAGCCUGCACAGGGGAGCAGUCCUCACGUCAAGAAGGUGGGUAGCCGCCCGAAGGCUCAAAGUAAGAAGUGGGUGGCACCUAAGAGGGACUGA
Molecule: messenger RNA, 510 nt
Organism: Fomitopsis serialis
Lineage: Eukaryota; Fungi; Basidiomycota; Agaricomycetes; Polyporales; Fomitopsidaceae
Exons: 2
Coding region: 1-510 (169 amino acids)
Source: RefSeq, a predicted model, not a curated record